Molecule: messenger RNA, 1506 nt
Organism: Aspergillus steynii IBT 23096
Lineage: Eukaryota; Fungi; Ascomycota; Eurotiomycetes; Eurotiales; Aspergillaceae
Product: flavin monoamine oxidase family protein
Exons: 5
Coding region: 1-1506 (501 amino acids)
Molecular function (GO): oxidoreductase activity
Source: RefSeq, a predicted model, not a curated record
AUGCCAACCACCGCUGACGGGUACUCCUGGCGAAAGGAGACCGGCAUCAAGAAAGGUGGACUCAGCUGUCGGGGUGUCAUUGAGCCCCAGGAGAAGUACACUGCUCCUACAGGCCACAUCUUCGAUGCCAUUGUUAUCGGGGCCGGGUACAGCGGUCUGAGGGCGGCCAGGGAUUUGACAGACUAUGGCCUGUCUGUACUCAUGCUCGAGGCGCGGGAUCGUAUCGGUGGACGAACGUAUACUGUUGAAUCGGAUGGCUGUCUCUAUGAAAUGGGUGGAACAUGGGUGACCCACCACAUGGGAUACCUGUUCCAAGAGAUGACACGGUACAAGCUGGAUCGCGACCUCGUUCUAACUCAUCAUCGAGGAUACGACAACGACUACUACACGAUCAAUGUUCCCGGAGCCACACCUCGAAAGCUCACACACGAAGAAGCCGGCGAAAUCACCAGUCGAGCAUGGAACGUGUUCGUCAACGUCGACGGCCAGGACUGUCGACAGAUCUGCCCGCUCCCCCACGCCCUCCUCGACAACAUCCUCGUGGACCGCAAACAAGUCGAGCGCUACGAUAGAAUCUCCUGCCGCGAGAGGUUCGAGGAGAUCAAGCAUCUUCUCACGGCGGAGGAAGCCGGCAUCUUGACCGCUCUCAUUCUCCAUAUCUCAGGCGGCACUAUGGAGAACUCGAGUCUAUGGGAUAUGAUCCGUUCGCAUUCGCUCAUGGUGCAUUCCUCCGAAAACUUUGGGCCGAUCUGGACGACGUUCAAGCUUCGAGAGGGCCAGUCGGCUCUGGCCGGGGCGAUGUUUCAGGACGCUGUGAAGAACGGACUCCAGUACUCUUUCGAGACACCGAUCAAGUCAAUCAUUGAUCAGUCCAGCUCACUUGUCAGUGCUGUGUCGCAUUCUGGGAGGGAAUUCCGUGCUCGUCGAGUCGUCAGCACCAUCCCUUUGAACGUGCUGCACUCGAUCCACUUUGAUCCGCCGCUCUCCUCGGUCCGCCAGCAGGCGAUUCAAAUCGGGCAUGUGAACUACAUGACAAAGAUCCAUGCCGACGUUAAAGAAACAGGAUUGACAUCUUGGAACGGGAUGAGGUUUCCCGGUCUACUGAUGUUCGGCUACGGCGACGGAGUCACGCCCAACGGCGACGCGCAUAUCGUGGGCUUUGGCAAAGAUGAACGAGACACGUUCGUCCCGGAGAGAGAUCCCCAAAAAGCGAUUGAGUCGUUUAAGAAACUCCAUCCGAUGGAGGUCAAGAAAAUGAUUUUCCACAACUGGAACACAGACCCAUGGUCCCAGGGUGGGCCUGCCUGGUGGCCGCCCCAGUUCAUGUCCAAGUAUCAGGACGAAUUGCAGAAGCCGCAUGGUCGCGUUUUCUUUGCGUCUGCUGACUGGGCGCAUGGUUGGCGGGCUGCGAUAGACGGUGCUUUGGAGCAGGGGUCUCAUUCUGCGUUACAGAUCAAAGAUGAGCUGAAGAGCGCUCGAGAGCAGAGUGUUAAAGCGAGGAUCUAG